CAUGCCUUUUUCAGCACAAUCGACUGGGACCGGCUCGAAGCCAGGACAGCUCGACCCGCCGUUUGUGCCCGACAGCGAGCAGUCCAACUUCGACAUCACACACGAUAUCGAGGAGAUGCUGUUGGAGCAGGAGCCACUGACAGCGCGCACAAAGCGCGGGGCCAAGUUCAAGCCCGUCACGGGGGCGCAGCGGACGCCCGAGUACGAUGUUAUUGAGCGCGAUUUCAACAACUUUGACUAUAUCGAGUACGAGCAGUUCAAGCACUACAUCAAUACCCACGGCGAAAUCAACGCCGCCGCCGCCGAUGCUGCCAGGGCUGCCGGCCCGCCCAAGCAGCAGCCGACUGUGCUUGCUAAUAUUGUGCCCAACAUCAGCGUGCCCCUAGCGCAGCUGAGGCUGGACGGCCGCACUUUGAUCAACUUUACCCCGCUGGACGCAGCAGUGGCCCCCUCGGGGACCCGCAAGAGCACGACGUCGCGGUCGGACAGUGACUGCAUGGCACCAAAGCAGACAGCCCAGAAAGGGCGGCCCAAGACGGCCCAGGUCAUGGGUGCGCCGAUGAACAACAGCAGCACGUCGACGCUGGGCGCCUCGACAUCAUCCGAUAUUAUGCCGCCCAGUAUUGUGCCGGUGGACAAACUGACAUGGCAGAUGAUGCUGCCGGAGCAGCGCCAGCUGGCCCACCGGUUCUGCGUCAAAAUGGUGCAUGACCGGCAGCGCAGCAAAAAGUCCCGCGACGCAUCAAACGCCAGCGCAUCGCCGACAAUGGGCUAUGAUACUGGAUCCACGGCCAGCCAAAACACUUCGCCAUUGCUGACUAUGGCCGAGAAGCGCCGCAGCAUAAUGAAGCGCCAGAAAAGCUUUGGCAUAUUCAGCGCCGUGAGCAAUGAAAUGGUAUCCAAGCCGCCAGUGCCCGGCAAUGCUCCGCCGCAGCGCCGCAUGAGCCGGUCGAUUGAUUUGGUGUCGCGGGGAACCGACGUGGCGCCGCGGCUCAAUCCACCUGAAUCCGAGGACAAGUGCGACUCGCCGGUAUUUGCAAACUUCAACGAGGCCACGCUUUACGGUUUUUCUGAUUUAAGUCUGGGCAAUGCCCCGCAGCAGCCGCUGCCGCCGAUCCCAGCCGGCCAGCAGAGGCGCACGCCUUUGCGGUUCGUCCCCAGUCACCGGCCCAUGCAGUCGGUCGGCGGUAUGCGCAGUAAUAAUGUUGUGUUUCCGCAGUUGCGCAAGUCAUCGGCGGUCCCGGCCGACGAGUUUUAUGCGCAUGGACGCAAGAUGAAGCCAUCGAUGACCAUUGCUGAUAUGGAGUCGAACCGGGCGCCUCGACAGUACGCUACUGGGAAUGAGUCGGUGCCUCGGCCGCAUGCUGACAGCACCACCUUUCCGAACUCUUUGCUGCACUGA
This is a messenger RNA of Linderina pennispora, 1402 nucleotides long. RefSeq lists its product as uncharacterized. The transcript is spliced from 2 exons. The record is from RefSeq and is a predicted model, not a curated record. The annotation marks the transcript as partial. Lineage: Eukaryota; Fungi; Kickxellomycota; Kickxellomycetes; Kickxellales; Kickxellaceae.